Aedes albopictus (Asian tiger mosquito) is the source of this 3448-nucleotide messenger RNA. RefSeq lists its product as uncharacterized. The record is from RefSeq and is a predicted model, not a curated record. Lineage: Eukaryota; Metazoa; Arthropoda; Insecta; Diptera; Culicidae. The coding region runs from base 282 to 2570 and encodes 762 amino acids. The transcript has 2 exons.
GGUGAGGUAAAUUGGUAUACUACUUUAGAGCUACCUGAAAUUGAAAUUUAUUACCUUUUAGAAGCUAAAUACUAUGUCACUGAUGUGUGUAGUUGAGCAACCCAUUGUAAAGGCACCGAAAGUGUAAGUUACACAUUAUUUGUAAAUCGAUUCGAUCUAAUCUAAUAAAACAUGCAGUUUAAAGCUGCACUAAACUCCAUUUAGGUGGCGUAGCUGCUGAGAACCCGGUGUCCGAAGAAUCCCGACUGCUCACUACCGUAACAAACUUUAAAACUUUCGCCAUGAAUGUAAAUGAUAAUCAGGCAGAGCCGCCUGAGCCAAAAGAAAAGGAAAGCUGCGUCGAGUGCUCGCGCCCCGGUUCUUAUGGCCAAGUUAUACGAUGCGAUCAAUGCAAUGACAUCUGGCAUAUUCGCUGUGCUGGAGUGACAAAUUCAGCCGCGAAUCUACCAUGGACGUGCCACAACUGCUUGCCACAAAGUGUAGGUUCAGCUACCAGUAGCAACUCGGCUCGUAUUGCUUUACGGUUGCAGCAAUUAGAAGAGGAGCGCACAAUUCAGCGCCGCGAACGGGAAUCCGAGAAAAAGGCCUUUGAACAGGAAAGAAAAACGAUGGAGGAAAAAUAUCGGCUGCUAGAGCAACAGCUGGAAGAUAUCCGGGGAAACCGAAGCAAACAUAGCCGUAUUAGUCUAUCUAGUUUACAGCAAGUGUAUCCAUUCCCGGAGAGUGUGGAUGAAGGUGCUGUGCACACGCGAGAGGAGUCGAAUAAUGUGAUACCAUCUUCAUGGAGGAAAUCCGCGGCCAAACAACAGUGUCAUGGAAAUCCGCUGCAGAUUGCUGGCCUAAACUUCUUUGGGAAUAAGCAUCUUUCCGUGCAGCAAGGAGCCGGGAACUACAACGCUGCCAACAAUUUGAACAAAUUUGAAGCUUCUAAUCUAACUGGCGAUCAGAGAUUCCCUGAGACUGAACCCAUUAGACAGCGUCAGGAAACUUGUCCGGCCCCCACACUUCGUGGAACGCAAGAAAGUCAACUAGCUUUCGAAGCGAAUCCGUUUGCCAGUGCCAACGUCAACGGCAUACUACCGAUCGUCCCACCCGCUUUACCGCCGGUCAGUGUUCCGAAUCAUGUACUUUCCGCUUCACAGUUAGCAGCACGACAGGUUAUGCCUAUCGAUCUACCUACAUUCGAUGGAGAUCCCGCUGAUUGGCCUGUUUUUGUUAGCUCAUUCACGAACACAACUGCGGCAUGCGGAUAUUCAAACGUAGAAAAUCUUGCUCGGCUUCAACGUUGUUUGAAAGGAGCCGCUCUUGAAGCCGUUCGCAGCCGUCUUCUUCUACCGCAGUCAGUACCGCAGGUGAUGAGUACCUUGCAACUGCUCUUUGGGCGCCCGGAAUUGUUGAUUGGCGUGCUGUUGGAAAAGGUGCGAUCAACACCAGCACCUCGUGCAGAGAAGCUUGAGACCCUUAUUGAGUUCGGACUGUCGGUGCAAAGUUUGUGUGACCAUCUGGAAGCAGCAGGACAGCAGUCCCACCUGACGAAUCCGUAUCUCCUGAUGGAACUGGUGGAAAAGUUGCCCGCUCACAUAAAAAUGAACUGGGCGAAUUAUAUGCAGCAAUUUCCGAUGGUGAAUUUAAAGAACUUUGGAGAUUUUAUGAGCAGUAUGGUAACAUCAGCGACUAAAGUGACUAUGUAUUCAGGCGGAUUCCGUAAGCGUGAGGACGCGGAUCUGGGGAUGAAAUCAAAGGGAUCCCCACAUGCUAGUUGUAGCAUCCCUGAGAUUUUAAAUGAUGACACGAUAUGUUGCGUUUGCGAGGAUUCGGAACAUUUGAUUCAAGAAUGUGACAGAUUCAAAGAACUUUCCAUCGAUCCUCGCUGGAAGACAGUAAAAUUAAAUGCGCUUUGUCGCAGCUGUCUACAAUCCCACGUCGGAAGAAAUUGUUGUAACAUUACUGAGUGCGGUAUCAGUGGUUGCACUUCGCGUCACCACCCUCUUCUUCACGCAAAUCAUGCUAAUCCACGAAUACUUGAAAGAGCCGGUAACCAUACUCAUCGUUCACAGAAUAAUCCCAAGAAUCCAUUGCUUUUUCGCGUCGUACCUGUGACUUUGAGUGGACCGCAGAAAACUAUAAAAACCUACGCAUUUCUUGAUGACGGUUCACAUCUCACAUUAAUCGAGGAGGCACUUACCAAGGAACUUGGUGUGAAAGGUAAGACGGUCCCAUUGUGCUUAUCAUGGACAGCAGAUGUCUCACGAUUCGAGUCGGAUUCGAUGCAAUUGCAAUUAUCGAUCACUGGUGCGGACAAUGAAAGGCUACUCAAGUUAGAUGAUGUUCGGACGGUGAAAAAUCUUUCAAUACCAGGACAAACUCUGCGUGUCAACGAGCUUGCAGCAAAGUUUCCACAUCUGAGAGGUCUUGCCAUUAAAAGCUAUGAGAAUGCCGUUCCCAGAAUCCUAAUAGGAGUCAAUAAUUUGCACGUGACUGUUCCACUGAAGGUUAAGGAAGGCCAUUUAGGUGAACCAGUUGCCGCCAGAACUCGCUUGGGAUGGUGCGUUUAUGGGGGAAACGGAUAAGGAAUAACGAAUUCUGUCAACUAUCACGCGGAUAACUUCACAGCAGGAGUACCAACUAUACAACAAUCUGUUAAACAGAAUCAUCGUCACAACUUAUCUGAAAAACUGCAAUUGAAGCAGAUAGCAUCUGAUUAUGGUACCGGAAAAGUAAUUGGGAUAGAUAAUAGUGAGGAUCCCGUAGAGCAUAGAUGUGGAAGUGUAGCUGUUAUUAAAGAAUAUAGUACUAGCAGGGCUUGUACAAAUGAGGGCAUCAGAGUUCAAUCAGGAAUCAUAGUUAAAGGAGAGAGCACUGAUGAAGGCUCAAGAACUACAGUGAUAGAUUAUGCACGAAUGAUUGAUCCUGUGAACAAUCACAUCAGGAGUAGAACACUGGAGCGCAUGCAUUGUAGAACCCAUAAAUAUGGCACUGAUUUAGAUAAUUUCAAAGUUGGUAAAACUGGAACCGGUGGCCAGCUUUACGGGGGGGAGAAUGUUACCGCUGGGAACACUGUCUGUGCUCCGCGGAUGACAGAUGGAUAUAUAAGAACGGAGAGCGAUGAAGAGCAGGUCAAAACAAAGGACAAAAACAAAGUGAAUUAGAAAUCCUACUAAUAUAUAAUUUUUCCUAUACUAUUUGAAUAAUUAACUGCCACUUAAAACUAGUAAUUUGCUAUCCUACUUAAAACUAGAGUGGUAAAAAGAAGCUAAAUACUAUGUCACUGAUGUGUGUAGUUGAGCAACCCAUUGUAAAGGCACCGAAAGUGUAAGUUACACAUUAUUUGUAAAUCGAUUCGAUCUAAUCUAAUAAAACAUGCAGUUUAAAGCUGCACUAAACUCCAUUUAGGUGGCGUAGCUGCUGAGAACCCGGUGUCCGAAGAAUCCCGACUGCUCACUACCGU